This is a messenger RNA of Oryzias latipes (Japanese medaka), 4089 nucleotides long. The record is from RefSeq and is a predicted model, not a curated record. NCBI's taxonomy places the organism in Eukaryota, Metazoa, Chordata, Actinopteri, Beloniformes, Adrianichthyidae.
CUAUUUCUGUCCGGUCCUACAAGAAAUGUCUAAAGCCACGGUGUGAUCCGAGUGGACUCGGAGGAGAAACUCUCUGUCCUCACGGUGCAGGAUGUGGGACAGGUCAUGCCCGGAGGUACAGCAUACAGCCACACGAGGAAAUAAGAUAAGGAACUCCUUAUCUGUGUCAAACAAAUGAGGUUGGAGAAAUCUGUCAGUUCCAGAAACUCUGGUCUUGCUUAUUAUGGUCUGCCAGGCAUGACCAAGAACAUCUUUGAGGCUAUCCCAGUAAAAGCAUCUGGAGCUCCACUCAGUGACAGACCGUUCACUAGAACCUCUCUGCUGGGUUUUGUGGGACCAGACAACCUUCUGUUUGUGGUUGGAAAGAUGGAUGGAUUGAUGGUGGUCAGUGGCCGCAGACAUAACGCCGAUGAUGUGGUUGCUACGGCGCUGGCUGUGGAGCCCAUGAAGUUUGUAUACAGAGGAAGGAUAGCAGUGUUUUCCGUGUCUGUGCUACACGAUGAAAGGAUUGUUGUGGUGGCAGAGCAGAGGCCAGACGCUUCAGAGGAGGACAGCUUCCAGUGGAUGAGUCGUGUCCUUCAGGCUAUUGACAGCAUCCACCAGGUUGGGGUGUACUGCCUGGCUUUGGUUCCUGCCAACAUGCUUCCUAAAGCUCCCUUAGGAGGCAUCCACAUAUCUGAGACCAAGCAGCGCUUCCCGGAAGGUGCUCUGCACCCCUGCAACGUCCUCAUGUGCCCUCAUACAUGCGUCACCAAUCUGCCCAAGCCAAGACAAAAGCAGCCAGAGGUUAGGCCUGCUUCAAUGAUUGUGGGCAACCUAGUGGCAGGCAAGAGGAUAGCACAAGCCUGUGGCAGAGACUUGGGACAAGUCGAGGACAAUGACCAGUUUCUUUAUAUUCAGGAUGUUCUCCAGUGGAGAGCUCAGGCCACUCCAGACCAUCCACUGUUCCUCGUUUUAAAUUCAAAGGGUGCAGUCGCCAGCACCGCUUCCUGUCUGCAGCUGCACAAGAGGGCAGAGCGAGUGGCAGCUGCGCUGAUGGGACGCCUCAACACUGGAGACCAUGUCGCACUUGUCUACCCACCAGGAAUCGACCUGAUUUCCACUUUCUAUGGCUGCCUGUAUGCUGGCUGUGUGCCGGUGACUGUCAGACCGCCCCACCCACAGAACCUGGCGACCACUCUACCAACUGUCAAAAUGAUUGUUGAGGUCAGUAAGUCGGUGUGUAUUCUAACAACUCAAGCAAUACUGAAGCUGCUGAAAUCAAAAGAUGCUGCAGCUGCUGUAGACAUCAAGAGCUGGCCCACAGUGUUGGACACAGAUGAUCUCCCCAGAAAGAGGAAUAACCAAAUGUACAAACCUCCAACUCCAGAGAUGUUGGCUUACCUGGACUUCAGUGUGUCCACAACAGGCAUCCUAGCAGGGGUCAAAAUGUCUCACUCUGCCACCAGUGCCUUGUGUCGCUCCAUUAAACUUCAGUGUGAACUCUACCCCUCGCGGCAGAUCGCCAUUUGUCUAGAUCCUUACUGUGGCCUGGGUUUUGCUCUCUGGUGCCUGUGCAGUGUGUACUCGGGACACCAGUCAAUUCUGGUUCCUCCUUUAGAGCUGGAGAGCAAUGUUUCCCUCUGCAGUCAGUACAAAGUGCAGAUCACCUUCUGCUCCUAUUCCGUUAUGGAGAUGUGCACCAAGGGUCUGGGGACACAGACCGAGGCCCUGCGGUUGCGGAAUGUGAACCUGUCGUGUGUACGUACGUGCAUGGUGGUUGCAGAGGAAAGGCCGCGCAUAGCCCUCACUCAGUCCUUCUCAAAGAUCUUCAAAGACUUGGGCCUCUCACCCCGAGCUGUUAGCACCACCUUCGGCUGCAGAGUGAACGUGGCAAUUUGUUUGCAGGGCACUGCUGGUCCAGACCCUACUACUGUUUAUGUGGACAUGAGAGCGCUGCGACAUGAUAGAGUUCGUCUUGUUGAGAAAGGGUCACCACACAGCUUACCAUUAAUGGAAUCUGGAAAGAUCCUUCCUGGAGUGAAAGUGAUCAUUGCAAACACAGAAACCAAGGGACCUUUGGGAGACUCUCAUCUUGGAGAGAUUUGGGUUAGCGGUCCUCAUAAUGCCACAGGUUACUACACCGUUUACGGGGAGGAGGCGCUGCACGCAGACCAUUUCAACACCAAACUCAGUUUUGGGGACACUCAGACGGUUUGGGCCAGGACCGGUUACCUGGGCUUUCUGCGGCGCACAGAGCUGACCGAUGCGAGUGGAGAGCGCCAUGACGCCCUGUAUGUGGUGGGCUCUCUUGAUGAAACAUUGGAGCUGAGGGGGAUGAGGUAUCACCCCAUCGACAUUGAAACGUCUGUUAUUCGGUCUCACAAGAGCAUCGCUGAAUGCGCCGUGUUUACUUGGACCAAUCUCCUGGUUGUGGUGGUGGAGCUGGAGGGAUCAGAGCAAGAGGCUCUAGACCUGGUUGCCUUGGUGACCAAUGUUGUCUUGGAGGAGCACUACCUCAUUGUGGGGGUGGUGGUGGUGGUGGACCCCGGAGUCAUACCCAUAAACUCCAGAGGCGAAAAGCAACGCAUGCACCUUAGAGAUGGAUUCCUGGCUGACCAGCUGGAUCCCAUAUAUGUAGCUUAUAACAUGUGAGGCCCAGUAGCAGGAAACACACAGGAGAAAAAUACAAAAAUGGGGGCUUCCUGCAGGUUCAGACUGUGGCAGACCUCAUGUUGAUCCUCGCCUCAGCAAACAAUGUUUUUAAGGGCAUUUUACAUUUUUUUUAUUGAGUUUCUGAUGUUUGGGGGGGAAAUAAUGAAUUUUUGACUCAGAACACCGGAAAGCAGCGAGAUGGUCUGUCAUGUGAUUCUACAGUGUGCCAUUAACAUAAUUUAUUUUGUUAACCUCAAACUGAUGAAUGUUAGGUGAGCGCUUGUGCCAUAGGACUGACGGGGAGUCUCAGAGUUUGUCUUAGGUCCUCUGUUUUCAUGUAAAAAAAAAAUCAAAUUUAAGAUCAAGUUCUAACAUUAAAGCUUUUCCAGCUUAAUGUGAACCUGGCCUUUUUAUCCUGUUCAUCCAGAAACUGAGAAUUUAACAGCAGUAGAUUUAGUGGAGUUUCUUAGUUUGUCUCAAUUCUGGAGUUUUUGGCAAAGUUUUGAACACAAUCUUAAUCUUGUGAGGACUCAACCCUCUACUUCUGCAUCUAAACCACAGAUUAGUGUUUUAUCUGAAUAUGCAAUAAGUGUAAUGUGGAGACUGUUUGUUUGAAUGACCGCAUACAGCAAGUGCCAAUCAGCUGAGCAAUGGAGAGGACAAUACUUGUUGCUUUCUAUUAACAGCGAGCUAAAGGACACAGUAAAUGAAGCCUUAAGUGUUUUUUCAAAUGCCUGUUUCCGUCUCGGCUCAAUUUUGUCAGCUGCUCACUGGGGUGAAAAAUACAAUUGGACACGUGGUUUAAAUUUAGCUUUAAAGUGUCGAUCCAAAUGUCAGCCACUAUUGACACACAAGCCCAUUAUUUAUGUAUUUGUGGUUUAAGACUAAAAGUUAAAAAACUGAAACAAACUCUUGGUUUGUAGUCGAUUUUACUAGCUUCAUUUCCAAAGGCAGACAGACGAAUUUAAGUUUGAGAUUUGAUAUGCUGCAUAUAAAUCAUAUGAGGCAAGUGUCUAAUACACUCAUGGCACCAUAAACUUGCAGCUUGUUUUAUAAAGUAUCCUUGUACAUUUUUCUUUUUUGCUUUUCUGUGUACAUUCACUCAAAGACCGGCUCCAGUCUGCUGUAAUUAUGUACAGAAUUUUGUGUAAAUUAUUAAAAGACGCAGAGCCGAGAGAAGGCGAUGAAUUCUGGUGAAAACCUGAGAAUCUUUGACAUCCAAAAAGGUUUUUGCAGCCAAUUCUGGUGCAUUUAAAGUCUUGAAAUUAUUUUUAGAGUAAGGAACAGGGGACUCAGAAGAGCAGACAAUGCACACUUCAGCCUGAAGAGACAACUGCUGAAAUGUCACAACCUUUGUUGUAAUGUACGGAAAAAGACUUGUCUGAUCUAUGGGUAACUGUCAUUAUUUUCAUAACAUGAUUUCAUAAUUAAUAAAAAUGUACUUUUAAUUUAAAA